UAAAUAUUCAUCGACGGCUGGAUAAAAUUUUCGUAUAAACAAGCGAUCCAUAUAAAUUGAGUUGCCGGCCAACGGGCACUUUUUUUCGGCACUGCACAGCACUGCAAUUGGAAUAGUUGAUAACACUGGCUGGACCUUGUGCGUUUUCUCCACAUAAAACAAACGAUUAUAAAAAAAAAGAAAACAAACAUAGCUGAAACAAAAACACAAAAUGUCCUCCUCAACGUUAAGAGAUCAGCCCGGAACUUCAAAAGAAUCGUUUGAGGACUUCUACACAGAAGUGAAAGAAAUUGAAAAACGCGAUUCAGUACUAACUCCUACUCAACAAAUUGAUCGUUUACUUCGUCCAGGUUCCACAUACUUCAAUCUUAAUCCUUUCGAGGUGCUGCAGAUUGAGCCCGACGUCGAGGUGGCCGACAUAAAAAAACGCUAUCGCACCCUGUCCAUACUGGUACAUCCAGACAAGAACCACGAUAACCAGGAGCGCGCCCAAAUGGCAUUCGAUAUAGUUUCUCGCGCCUGGAAAAUAUUGGAGAACGACCUAACGCGCAAAAAGUGUUUGGAGGUGUACGAGGAGGCCAAGGGACGUACAGAUCAUAUGAUUGCCGAAAAGCGUAAAAAACUCAAAAAGGAGGGCAGAUCCUUUGAGCCCAUACCAGAAGACGAUCCUGUCAAAUAUAAACAUGCCAUAUAUGUUAUGGUUAUGAAACUGUUUGCCGACAUGGAACGUCGAAGGCAAAAGCUUGAUCAGCGCGACCAGGAGGAACGCAAGCGAAAGCGGGAAACGGAAAUCGAGGAGGAGGAGCGUGUCAAAGCGGAUCGCGAGUGGCAGCAAAACUUUGAGGAAUCUCGUCAAAGCCGCGUAAAUAGCUGGCACGACUUUCAAUCCGGCGCUGGCAAAUCAAAGAAAACAAAGAAACAGAAACAUAUGACGGGCAUGAUGGUACCGCCAAAGUUUAAGCCGGAGACACGAUGAAGUUCGCUUGUGCUUGUCGCCUGCGUCGCGUUAUUCUACACAUAUAUUUUUACAUUUUUAUAAGUAUCCUUUGGAAUUGUAAUUGACAUGAUUCGUAAUUUAUAGUUUUAGGAAAAACAA
Molecule: messenger RNA, 1096 nt
Organism: Drosophila virilis
Lineage: Eukaryota; Metazoa; Arthropoda; Insecta; Diptera; Drosophilidae
Product: dnaJ homolog subfamily C member 8
Cellular component (GO): nucleus
Source: RefSeq, a predicted model, not a curated record